Molecule: messenger RNA, 972 nt
Organism: Arvicola amphibius (Eurasian water vole)
Lineage: Eukaryota; Metazoa; Chordata; Mammalia; Rodentia; Cricetidae
Product: myeloid-associated differentiation marker-like
Exons: 1
Biological process (GO): negative regulation of heterotypic cell-cell adhesion
Cellular component (GO): plasma membrane; cell-cell junction
Source: RefSeq, a predicted model, not a curated record
AUGUCUGUCUCGCCAGUAUCAGUGACCCACACCACCAUCAAGACCUCGGUAUCACCAGGCCUGGAGUCUUUGACUAUCGUGGGGUCCCCUCGGAUACUGCUCCGGCCCCUGGGCCUUCUCCGUCUGCUGGAGCUGUCAUCUACCUGCUUGACUUUCUCCCUAGUGGCCCAUGGAGGUGCGUGGAUUGGCUCCACGGGCAACUGGUGCAUGUUCUCCUGGUGUUUCUGCUUCUUCAUGACCCUGAUGAUCCUGAGCAUGGAGUUGGGCGGAUUCCAGAGAUGUUGCCCCCUGUCGUGGCUGAAUUUCCCAAACAUCUGUGCCAGCUACGCUCUCUGCUUCUGCCUGUCAUCUUCCAUUAUCUACCCUGUCACCUAUGUGCAGUUUUUAGCUCAUGGAGAUGUCAGAGAACACGCUGUGAGUGCCACAAUCUUCUCCUGCAUCUCCUGUGUGGCUUACGCGACGGAAGUGACCUGGACUCGGGCAAGACGUGGUCAGACAACUAUCUACAUGGCCACUGUGUCCGGGAGGCUGAAGGUCUUUGAGUCUUUCAUAGCCUGUGUCAUCUUUCUCUUCAUCAGCAACCCACGCCUGUAUAACAACAAUCCUGCCCUGGAGUGGUGCGUGGCCGUGUAUGCCAUAUGCUUCAUCCUAACCAUGGUGACCAUCAUAGUGAAAGUGGGGAAUUACACUAACAUUGUGCCCUUCAACUUCGCCUCCUUCUUGACAAGUAUGGCCUUCCUGUCCGUCAUCUUCUACACUACAGCUGUUGUCCUCUGGCCCCUCUUCCAGUUCAAUGAGGUGUUCCAGGGCCAGCCCCAGAGAACAACAGACGUAACCUGUCAGUACAAGGCUCCCCACUCUGUGUGCGCCUGGGAUCGCCGGCUGGCCGUGGCAGUCAUGACUGGUGUCAACCUCCUGGCAUAUAUGAUUGAUUUUAAGUACUCUAUCUAGCUGGCGUUUGUCAAGGUCUAA